GCGCCACUUUCUGCAUUUGUUGUUGCUGUAAGCAUGCAAAUAUAAAUUAAGUGUUAUUCGAAUGGGUUAUGUGUUCAGAUUAUUUGAAUGCAUUUUAAGAAACACGCCGCUUAAUAAAGAAAACAAAAACCUUAUGUCUUAUAAACAUGUUCUUUUUGGAUAUGUUACUGUGUUAUUUUAUAUGACAUAAAUACACAUUAAACAUUGGAACUGGUUAAAAAGCAGCGCUAGUGUGUUUGUAUUAUUGGGGGAGGAUCAGGCUGAUGAAAGGAAAAUGGCUGCCGGGUUUAACUGGUUCCUUGUACUAAGCUCGGUUUUUUUGUGCAACCUCGUCAAAACAUUGCUGCCAUCUAUUUCUUCAUUUCUGUCAAAGAUCUUGCAGAAGGAUGCUGAUCAGGAGAUAGAGAUGAGGACGGAGAUCCAAAACAUGAAGAUGGAGCUGUCCACCAUCAGUAUGAUGGACGAGUUUGCCAGAUACGCUAGACUGGAACGCAAGAUCAACAAGAUGACUGAUCAGCUGAAGACACUGGUCAAAUCAAGAACUGCACAGCAGGCAAAAAUGAAAUGGAUUGUAAAUAUUGUAUUUUACAUUCUUCAGGCGGCCCUCAUGAUCUCGCUCAUAUUAAAGUAUUACGCCGAGCCGGUCACAGUGGUGCCCAGUAAAUGGAUAGCUCCACUGGAGAGACUAGUAGCCUUUCCUUCUGGAAUUGCAGGUGGUGUUGGAAUCACAUGUUGGCUAGUUGUCUGCAACAAGGUUGUAGCCAUCAUUCUACAUGCUGUCAGUUAAUCUAACAGUGCUACAUCAACAUGAAUAAGCAGCCAAUGAUUUUUUUCAUACAGUUUUGUUUCAAAUCCCUUGCUAAAAAACACAGUUUUCUGCAUUUUGUUCAAGAAUGGUACAAAUUGAUUGGUCUAUUUUUUUUUUAAAUGCCGUUCCGUUCAGUGGUUUAAGUCUAUUGUAAAAUUAUUUUAGCUUUCCUUGUAUACAAAUUCUUGUUUAAUACAUUUAAAGGUUUUAUUUGCAUUUAGUAAUAAAUGCUGACAUGUAAACAUUCC
Molecule: messenger RNA, 1056 nt
Organism: Carassius carassius (crucian carp)
Lineage: Eukaryota; Metazoa; Chordata; Actinopteri; Cypriniformes; Cyprinidae
Gene: get1
Product: guided entry of tail-anchored proteins factor 1
Exons: 5
Coding region: 275-787 (170 amino acids)
Biological process (GO): tail-anchored membrane protein insertion into ER membrane
Source: RefSeq, a predicted model, not a curated record